Messenger RNA from Funneliformis geosporum, 570 nucleotides. NCBI's taxonomy places the organism in Eukaryota, Fungi, Glomeromycota, Glomeromycetes, Glomerales, Glomeraceae. The record is from the annotation of a GenBank genome assembly.
AUGUCUUCUCCAAAAAAGCGUAUGAAUUUAGAUGUUUAUAAUAUUAUUGAAAUCAAAGACUGGUCGUAUGAUAAUUUAGUAGAAAGGUAUCGUGCGAAUUUAGAGAGGAAAGAUUUGAGCCACGUACUAGAUAAUAUUAAAAAAGAUCUUGUAGUUGUGGCGACUUCAGAAUCUGGAUUUGACGAGGAACGGAAAAAAAAGGGCUCAGGAAAUUAUAGACCAUUGGAAACGCAAGCUGUGACUCUUAGUCCCAGUGACGAACCGUUGGGUUGGAAGACUAUAUCGGAAGAGAGAAAGAUGAACUUGAAACGCGAUUUUUCACACUUUACGAUUGAUAGUUUACGGGUAAAUCAUCAAAUGAUUUCAACAGGAAGUAACGCGAUCCAAAUUAGUGAUAACCGAAAACAUCUUCGAAAUAAUAAUGGCGAAGCUGUAAAUAUUUCUGAUGAAACGAAUAUUGUUUGUGGUCGAGCAUUUCUUCGACUUGCAGAAGAAAAAUUAACCCGUAAGCCAGGUUUAUAUGAGUUAAAGCCAAGUCCGGCUGAAUCAAUAAUGGAGUUGGUAGAAUAG